Messenger RNA from Lathyrus sativus (Indian pea), 1242 nucleotides. The record is from the annotation of a GenBank genome assembly. Lineage: Eukaryota; Viridiplantae; Streptophyta; Magnoliopsida; Fabales; Fabaceae.
AUGGCAGAAUUAGAUCCAUCUAAGAAAGUAGCUGAUAGGUAUCUCAAACGUGAGGUCCUUGGUGAAGGUACCUAUGGUGUCGUUUACAAAGCCAUUGAUACCCAGACAGGACAGACGGUUGCAAUUAAGAAGAUUAGGAUUGGCAAGCAGAAAGAAGGGGUGAAUUUUACAGCUCUUAGAGAAAUCAAAUUGCUUAAAGAGCUCAAUGAUCCAAAUAUAAUUGAGUUGAUUGAUUGCUUCCCACAUAAAGGGAAUUUGCAUCUUGUGUUUGAAUUCAUGGAGACAGACCUUGAAGCUGUCAUAAGAGACCGAAAUAUUUUCCUUUCACCGGGUGAUAUCAAAUCUUACCUUCAAAUGACGUUUAAAGGUCUUGCUCAUUGUCACAAAAAAUGGAUAUUGCAUAGGGAUAUGAAACCUAAUAAUUUGUUGAUAGGACCUAAUGGACAGCUGAAACUUGCUGAUUUUGGUUUAGCACGAAUAUUUGGGAGCCCGGAUCGCAGGUUCACUCAUCAGGUGUUUGCACGGUGGUAUAGAGCACCUGAGCUAUUAUUUGGUACGAAGCAGUAUGGUCCAGGAGUAGAUGUUUGGGCUGCAGCCUGUAUAUUUGCUGAACUUCUUCUUCGUCGACCAUUUUUGCAGGGUUCAAGUGAUAUGGACCAAUUAGGAAAGAUUUUUGCAGCAUUUGGAACUCCAUCUCCUUCUCAGUGGUCUGAUAUGGUAUACCUUCCUGAUUAUGUUGAAUAUCAAUAUGUGCCUGCCCCUCCUCUGCGUUCUUUAUUUCCAAUGGCAAGUGAUGAUGCUUUAGACUUGUUGUCUAAGAUGUUUACAUAUGACCCGAAGGAACGAAUUUCAGUGCAGCAGGCAUUAGAACACAGAUACUUUACCUGUCCUCCUCCGCCCACAGAUCCAGAGAAGCUUCCAAGACCUGCCCCUAAGAAGGAAAUCAAGGAAUCAGAUUUGAAUCCACGUGAGGGGCCCACAGUCUUAUCACCUCCUAGAAAGACUAGGAGAGUAAUGCCAGGGCGUGAUGGACUUGAAGGAAGUUCAUUGCAAGGAGAUAAGGUUGAUGAUACUCAUUCUAACUGGAAACAGGCCGCUGGUGAAAAUAAUACCGGGAAGAAUGAUCCUGCACCAAUGUCACUAGAUUUUUCUAUCUUUGGAUUAAAGCCUCCAAAUAGGCCAACAAUUAACAGUGCCGACAGAUCACAUUUAAAAAGAAAAUUAGAUCUAGAAUUCCAGUAA